Molecule: messenger RNA, 4233 nt
Organism: Triplophysa dalaica
Lineage: Eukaryota; Metazoa; Chordata; Actinopteri; Cypriniformes; Nemacheilidae
Product: NACHT, LRR and PYD domains-containing protein 12-like
Exons: 10
Coding region: 97-3018 (973 amino acids)
Molecular function (GO): protein binding
Source: RefSeq, a predicted model, not a curated record
AACGAAAGUAAAAAUAUUCUGAAAAUAUCCGCCAUCUCAGAGGCUCAAACUGUCGUCAAACAAACACAAACAAACACGAUCUGAGGUCAGUUUCUCAUGAUGGAGAACAUUGAUUCUGAAAUGAUACAGAAGAAGAGAAAGAGUCAGAAAACAGCCUCAUCAUCUCCAGAACCCAGUGUUGUGUCUCUGAAGAGUAACAUGUCAUUGCCUAAUCCACCUGAUCUCAGUGAUGGACCAGUAUCAUCUGAACCUCUAUCAAAGCGUCAGAGAAGAGCUCGUGCAGAACCCAGUGUUGUGUCUCUGAAGAGUAACUUCUCCAUGGGUCAUCCACCUGAUCUCAGUGAUGGAUCAGUAUCUUCUGACUCUCUAUCAAACACUAGAGGUGAAGAUGAUGUGAGUGCAGACGUGCAGCAGGAUUCUCAUCAUGAAUCAGUGGAUGAUGUUCUGCAGAGAGUCAAAGACAAACACAAAAGCAUCAUGAAGAACAAGUAUGAGAAUUUAUUUGAGGGAAUCAAAGCACAAGAGAAUCAAACCCUCCUGAAGAGAAUCUACACACAGCUGUACAUCAUAGAGGGAGAGAGUGAAGGAGUGAAUGAAGAACAUGAGGUUUUACACAUGGAGAAAAAACACACAACACUACACUCACAAGACACUCCCAUCUACUGCAAUGACAUCUUUACACUUCAAUCACAUCAAACACACAAGAUCAAGAGUGUUCUUACUAAAGGCAUCGCUGGAAUUGGAAAAACAGUCUCUGUGCAGAAGGUCAUUCUGGAUUGGGCCGAGGGAACCGCCAAUCAGGACGUAGAUUUCAUGUUCCUGCUUCCGUUUCGAGAGCUGAACUUGAUUCGAGAGCAUCGCUACAGUCUUCACAAACUUCUGCUGGACUUUCAUCCUGAACUUCAAGAUGUGGACUCAAAGAUUUAUGAGGAGUGUAAAGUUGUGUUCAUCUUUGAUGGUCUGGAUGAAAGCAGAAUGACUCUGAUGUUUUCAGAACACAGUGAGAAAGUUUCUGAUGUGACUGACACUUCAUCAGUGGCUGUGUUGAUGUCAAACCUCAUGAAAGGAGAUCUGCUUCCCUCUGCUCUCAUCUGGAUCACCUCCAGACCAGCAGCAGCCCAUCAGAUCCCCUCCAAAUACAUCACGCGUGUGACAGAAAUCCAGGGAUUCAAUGAUCAUCAGAAGGAGGAAUACUUCAGGAAGAGAAUCAGUGAUGAACAUCAAGCCAGCAGAAUCAUGUCACACAUUAGAAGAGCAAGAAGCCUCCACAUCAUGUGUCACAUACCAGUCUUCUGUUGGAUCUCAUCCACUGUGCUUCAGAAGAUCCUGACACAAGAUCACAGUGAAGAAAUGCCCAAAACUCUGAGUGAAAUGUACAUCCACUUCCUGCUGAUUCAGAUGAAGAUGAAGAAUGAGAAGUAUGAUCCAGAGAGAGAUCCAGAGAUCAACAGAGAAGUGAUUGUGAAACUGGCUGAAGUGGCUUUCAAACAGCUGAUGAAGGGCAAUGUGAUGUUCUAUGAGGAGGAUCUGAGAGAGUGUGGGAUAGACAUCACUGACGCCUCGCUGUAUUCUGGCAUCUGUACUGAGAUCUUUAAGGAGGAAUCUGUCUUUCAUCAGAGGAAGAUCUACAGCUUCGUACAUCUCAGCUUUCAGGAGUUUCUCGCAGCGCUCUAUGUGUUUUACUGCUGUUUACUGAAGAAGAACACUGAAGAUCUGCAGAUGAUUCUGGAGGAGAGAUAUGAUAAUGAUGAAAUCUCUCUGUCUCAGCUACUAACAUCGGCAGUAGAUGAAGCUGUUGAGAGUAAAACUGGUCAUCUGGAUCUUUUCUUGAGAUUUCUACUGGGCAUCUCACUGGAGACCAAUCAAAGACUCUUACAGGAUCUACUGACACACACACACAACAGCUCAGAGGACAUCAACACAAUCACACAGCACAUUAAAGAUACCAUCAAGGGUGAUGAUGAUGAUGAUUAUGGUCUCUCAUCUGACAGAUCCAUCAAUCUGUUUCUGUGUCUGUCUGAAGUGAAUGAUCAGACUCUGUACAGAGAGAUUGAGGAGUUUGUGAGAUCAGACAAACACUCAGAGGAGAAAAUCUCUGCCGCUCAGUGUUCAGCGAUAGCAUACAUGCUUCAGAUGUCAGAGGAGGUGAUGGAUGAGUUUGAUCUGAAGAAAUACAACACAUCACAGGAGGGCAGAAGAAGACUCAUACCAGCUGUCAUCAACUGCACAAGAGCACUGUUUUCCGGGUGUGAUCUGACGGAUGAGUGUUGUGUAAGUUUGUCUUCAUGUCUACAAUCAUCGACGUCUCUGAGAGAGCUGGACCUGAGUAACAAUGAUCUGAAGGAUUCAGGAGUGAAGCUGAUCUCUGAUGCUCUCAAGACUCACAACUGUCAACUACACACACUGAGAUUGUCGUUGUGUAAUGUGACUGAAGAGUGUUGUGUAAGUUUGUCUUCAUGUCUACAAUCAUCAUCGUCUCUGAGAGAGCUGGACCUGAGUAACAAUGAUCUGAAGGAUUCAGGAGUGAAGCUGAUCUCUGAUGCUCUCAAGACUCACAACUGUCAACUACACACACUGAGAUUGUCGUUGUGUAAUGUGACUGAAGAGUGUUGUGUAAGUUUGUCUUCAUGUCUACAAUCAUCAUCGUCUCUGAGAGAGCUGGACCUGAGUAACAAUGAUCUGAAGGAUUCAGGAGUGAAGCUGAUCUCUGAUGCUCUCAACACUCACAACUGUCAACUACACACACUGAGGUUGUCAGGUUGUAUGGUGACAGAUGAAGGUUGUUGUUCUUUGGCUUCAGCUCUGAGUUCACAGUCGUCACACCUGAGAGAGCUGGAUCUGAGCUACAAUCACCCACAACACACAACACUUCAGCUGCUCUCUCACACACUCAAUGAUCCAAACUACACAAUCAAUGUGAGUCAUGGAGGAGAGAGAAGAAUUACAGCAGGACUACACAAGUAUGUCUGUGAUCUCACACUGGAUCUAAACACAACACACACACACAGAUUGAUUUAGUGAUUGUUGUGUUGUUGUGUUAUAAAUGUGUCUUCUUGUGUUCAGAUGUGUGUGAUCUCACACUGGAUCUAAACACAACACACACACACACACAGAUUGAUUUAGUGAUUGUUGUGUUGUUUUGUUAUAAAUGUGUCUUCUUGUGUUCAGAUGUCUGUGAUCUCACACUGGAUCUAAACACAACACACACACACACACACACACAGAUUGAUUUAGUGAUUGUUGUGUUGUUGUGUUAUAAAUGUGUCUUCUUGUGUUCAGAUGUCUGUGAUCUCACACUGGAUCUAAACACAACACACACACACACAGAUUGAUUUAGUGAUUGUUGUGUUGUUGUGUUAUAAAUGUGUCUUCUUGUGUUCAGAUGUCUGUGAUUUCACACUGGAUCUAAACACAACACACACACACACACACAGAUUGAUUUAGUGAUUGUUGUGUUGUUUUGUUAUAAAUGUGUCUUCUUGUGUUCAGAUGUCUGUGAUCUCACACUGGAUCUAAACACAACACACACACACACACAGAUUGAUUUAGUGAUUGUUGUGUUGUUUUGUUAUAAAUGUGUCUUCUUGUGUUCAGAUGUCUGUGAUCUCACACUGGAUCUAAACACAACACACACACACACACACACACACAGAUUGAUUUAGUGAUUGUUGUGUUGUUGUGUUAUAAAUGUGUCUUCUUGUGUUCAGAUGUCUGUGAUCUCACACUGGAUCUAAACACAACACACACACACACAGAUUGAUUUAGUGAUUGUUGUGUUGUUGUGUUAUAAAUGUGUCUUCUUGUGUUCAGAUGUCUGUGAUUUCACACUGGAUCUAAACACAACACACACACACACACACAGAUUGAUUUAGUGAUUGUUGUGUUGUUGUGUUAUAAAUGUGUCUUCUUGUGUUCAGAUGUCUGUGAUUUCACACUGGAUCUAAACACAACACACACACACACACACACACACACACACACACAGAUUGAUUUAGUGAUUGUUGUGUUGUUGUGUUAUAAAUGUGUCUUCUUGUGUUCAGAUGUCUGUGAUCUCACACUGGAUCUAAACACAACACACACACACACACACACACACAGAUUGAUUUAGUGAUUGUUGUGUUGUUGUGUUAUAAAUGUGUCUUCUUGUGUUCAGGGGUCUGUGAUCUCACACUGGAUCUAAACACAACACACACACACAGAUUGAUUUAAUGAUUGUUGUGUUGUUGUGUUAUA